Oryza brachyantha (malo sina) is the source of this 1785-nucleotide messenger RNA. RefSeq lists its product as uncharacterized. The transcript has 5 exons. The coding region runs from base 16 to 1311 and encodes 431 amino acids. Gene Ontology annotation, cellular component: nucleus. Lineage: Eukaryota; Viridiplantae; Streptophyta; Magnoliopsida; Poales; Poaceae. The record is from RefSeq and is a predicted model, not a curated record. Gene Ontology annotation, biological process: regulation of flower development. Gene Ontology annotation, molecular function: protein binding.
GACUUUUUUUUCAGCAUGGGUCUUUCAGUUGUUUCAAUUCUGCAGUUAUUUGCAAGCUUCAGAAAUCAUGUCACUUUUUUCAGCUUGGGUCUUUCAGUAGUUUCAAUUCUGCAGUUAUUUGCAGACUUCAGAAACCAUGGCGCAUUUUUUUCAGCAUGGGAUGGCAUCUCGAGCCCUAUAGCUGCGCACAUCUUGGACUUCUGUGACGACGGCAAUGGUGGCGACCUCUUCGCUGCGGUGAACGCCACGGCCUCUCCUGAGGACGCGUCCGCCUCGUCGUCGUCCACGGCGACCACGCACGCCGACAGCCUGUCGCCGUUACCGUCGCUGGACUCCACGUUGUCGGCUCUGCUCGAGCAAGACGAGCCGACUGGCACCGAGGGGGAGCUCCUUCUUCCGCUCGAAGACUACACGUUCGCGGCGGCCGUUGAUGACACGCAAACGCCAGAGGAGCAGCAGCAGUUCGGUCAAAUGACGCUCCCGAUGGUGCCAGCGCCGGCGGCGGAGCACCCGGCGCUGCAGACGCAGCUGAGCAGCACCGCGUCGGAGCUCAUGCAAUUCGCCUCCGGAUACAACGACGAGUGCUUCGCCGCGGCAUUGGCCGGGGCAGGAGUGGGAGCGGGAGGGUUUAUGGGCAUGGACGAGCCGCUUUGUCCACAACAGCAGGCGAUGCUCCCUGCCGGAGCCGGUGAGGCUUUCUUCAGCAAUAACGCCCACGCGCACCCAGCGCAGGCAGGCUUUUUCACUGGCGGCGGCGGCGGCGGAGGCUGUACUGGAAACAUGAUGAUGUCAAUGAUGGGUAUGGACGAGAUCGGCGAGUACCAGCGGAUGAUGGAAUGCGGCGGCGCGCUGCUCGGCGCCCACGCCACCGACGGCGCCGAGAUGGCCUUCGGCAACGCCGCCGCAGAGAUGCAGAUGGGAGGAAACGGCAGCCCGGUGCGGCUGCCGGCGACGGGGACGGAGGUCACGAGCUUGGAGGACACCAGCUUCAAGACCGUCCGCCUCUCCAACGAGGAGAGGAAGGAGAAGAUCCACAGGUACAUCAAGAAGAGGAACGAGAGGAAUUUCAGCAAGAAGAUCAAGUACGCUUGCAGAAAAACCCUCGCAGACAGCCGGCCUCGCGUCCGCGGCAGGUUCGCCAAGAACGACGACUACUGCGAGGCAUCCAGGUCGAUCGGCUCGCAGAAUCACGAAGAGUAUGAACAGAUUGGCGGCGUGAAGGGGGAAGACAUGCUUGAUUCUGACGCUCUAGCUCAUAUCAGCGGGAUGAGCUCUUACAUGUACAAUCACACAGUCGAAUCCUGGAUAUAAUUCAUUCGACGACACAGCACUGAGGCUCUCGAUCGAGUCGUUAAUUUUUUUUAUCUCACCUAUUUUGUGCAGAUUUUACCGGUCCUUUAUUUCCAACCUCUGAAUAAUCUUGUAGAAUUUGAGUUGUUGUAGGGUCGGUCUGUGUCAUGUCAAUCUACUUUUCACCUGUGCUGCCAUUCUUGGAGGUGAAUCAAAUAGUUUAGAGUUGAUUUGCAGAUAAAUAAUCUGUAUAGGUACAGUGUGGUGAAAAUACAUAGAUAUUAGGGAGGACCUAAUAUCAAUUAAAUAGAUAGUGUGUAUUGUUAGAAGGCAUUUUUGAAAUGCCUAAAAAAUGUGUUGAGGUUGUCUUGGAAACGGUUGGAAAACUUGGAGAUUGGAAAAAAAAAAAAGCAAUGUAGCAUUAGCAAAGGUUAAUUUGUAAACAAAGAAAGAGACAGAAUAUUUGCAAAUAUAUGAGCACAUCUUUGACAAGUA